AUGGCUUUAAAUACAACUGUUUUGUUUCUUCGGCGUAAUAGUAUCAGGUCAGUGUAUCAAAAUAUAAAACUUCUUCAAUAUCAAGUCAAUUUAAAGAGCCGAAGGGUUAUAUCUUUCGAUGGUUUUGGCAAAAAUUAUCUUAGCACGUUGCAUUUGAAAAAAAACUUUGAUAAAAGAUUUUAUUCUACACAAACCGCCCAACAAGAUCUUGUUGAAUAUUAUAACGAACAUAACAUAACUAUAAUUGGUGAAAAUGUACCAAGCCCUUUUAGAGAUAUCGAGAACUAUGAAGCUGAUAGAAUGUUGGACAUGGGGUUUGAGCCACAAAUUCGUGAAGCACUUGAAGGUGUUCCCUAUGAAAGACAAUUACUCAUGUUUUCUGCAACCUGGCCUAAAGAAGUGCAACAUUUAGCAAAAGAUUAUUUAGGAGAGUACAUACAGGUUAAUGUUGGUUCAACAGAGUUAUCUGCAAACCACAAUAUACAACAGAACUUUCAUAUUUGUGACCAGGAAAAUAAAAUGGAUAAGUUCAGAAGUAUUAUGCAUGAUAUAUCUAGCCAGGGAGUGGGAAAAGUAUUAGUUUUCACAAACACAAAGAGGUUUGUAGAUACUCUAGCACUAACACUCCGAAGAAAUGGUUGGCCAGCUGUUGGUAUCCAUGGUGAUAAAACACAAAAUCAGAGAGAUGCAAUAAUACACAAAUUUAAAAGUGGGAACACUAACAUCCUGGUUGCAACAGAUGUUGCUGCUAGAGGUUUAGAUGUUGAUGGUGUGACACAUGUUAUCAAUUAUGACUUUCCUAACACAUCAGAAGAUUAUAUACAUAGGAUUGGAAGGACAGGCCGUUCUCAAAAUAAAGGCAUUUCCCAUACACUGCUCAUUGAUGAUGAUGCAAGACAUGCAAAAAGUUUGAUGUCUAUUUUGAAAGAAGCUAAUCAGCCUGUACCAAAAGAUUUAGAAGAUUUAGCAAGAAGUUACAACGUGACCAAAGGCAAAGAAAAUCAGAUGAAAUUUAAACCAAAACAGUUUUCUCGUUGGGACACGAAUAAACGGUGGAAUAGAUUCCGCAAUCGCAAUAAUUUUAAUAAAUAUGAUGAUUAU
Messenger RNA from Iphiclides podalirius (scarce swallowtail), 1101 nucleotides. The record is from the annotation of a GenBank genome assembly. Lineage: Eukaryota; Metazoa; Arthropoda; Insecta; Lepidoptera; Papilionidae.